This is a messenger RNA of Saccostrea echinata, 1286 nucleotides long. RefSeq names its product XK-related protein 4-like. The record is from RefSeq and is a predicted model, not a curated record. Gene Ontology annotation, biological process: phosphatidylserine exposure on apoptotic cell surface; engulfment of apoptotic cell; apoptotic process involved in development. Gene Ontology annotation, cellular component: plasma membrane. NCBI's taxonomy places the organism in Eukaryota, Metazoa, Mollusca, Bivalvia, Ostreida, Ostreidae.
GAGAACACUUCUAUCACAAAUGAUAAAAACAACGUCCAACCCUAUCCAUUUACCAUUUUGGACUUUCUUAGUGUUGUUGUUUCAAUACUUCUCUUUGUCUUUGAUGUUGUCACGGACAUUCUUCUAGCCUUGGAAUACAAAAAUCACGGUAGAAUGGUAGAGUGUGCACUUACGUCAUCGGUUGUGAUUGCGUCAUUUCUGGUGACGGGGUCCUUAAGCACGAUUUGGUACCUGCAAGACGAAAGAGGACCCAUAGGCAGAGUGAGACAGUAUUUGUUUCUUGUCGUGGCCUUCCCAUUUUCUACCAUUAUCAGAAAUUUCUUUUACUUAAAACAUGGGUGGUUAAGUCGCAGAUCCAGUGUUAAGAAACAUCACAAUAGAAUGAUAAAGAAUGAUAAAGAUGGCAGUUUUCUACGGAUGUUCGACGCCUUCUUUGAAUCCGCUCAACAGUUGAUCAUCCAGGUUUACAUUGCUAUCCAUGACACGCCGCAAGAAGCAUUACACUUACAAAUUCUGCGAGCUGUUACCAUAGCAUCGUCUUUAGCAGGUGUGCCAUGGUCGGUGACGGGAUACAACAGAGCACUGCGUAUCUUUAACGCAACUUCCGGUUUGAAAGCAAACACAAACUGUGGAGCUGUGGGAUACUUCCUCUGGCGAGUGUUCGAGAUCGGACCAAGAAUCACAGCCAUUAUGAUGGUGAUUUAAAUCGAAGGAAACGGUCCCUACUACGUAAUAUUUGGUGUUAUAUUCCAUUGGAUGAUCAUGAUAACUGUUGCUUUUUUCAAAAAUGUGAAAGUUUAUAGAAGAAAGCUACACAACAUUUUAUUCCUUGUGUUCAUCGGAUUUGUGCAAAUUGUAUCUUUCAUGAAUUUGAACCGAGGUAAAUCUCGAGUUCUUGCCAUAGCGUAUUACUCUUUGUUCCAUGUAGAAAACGCUGUGAUAGUGGCGCUGUUCUUAUUUUGGGGUGACGUAGAUAAGUCUAGUUUGGUAUAUUUAGCCACAGGAUCAUCUGGAAUCGUUUUAUGCACUCUAUUCAUGCUGAUGUACUACACACUUUGUCACCCUAAAGUAGCACGUUCAUGCAGAAAUGGCAAUGGAGACGUAUAAAUAACAGAACAAACGUAGUUGUGCAUCAGUUCACAGCUAAGGCGGUGUAAAUACGAACAUGUAUCAGUGAACCGAGGACUACUGUACUGGGGACUUUUCAGGACUAGGGCAUUUCCUGUAAUACUUAACAUUUUUAUGCAUUAAUUCCCAAUGCUACAUGUAUCAACAGAAAUGUGCUA